Lactuca saligna is the source of this 885-nucleotide messenger RNA. Lineage: Eukaryota; Viridiplantae; Streptophyta; Magnoliopsida; Asterales; Asteraceae. The record is from the annotation of a GenBank genome assembly.
AUGCGGGCGGACCAGUCACACUCACUCACACUAAAAGAGGAAAAGUGUGAAGUGUUGGAAACCAAACUUCACUACACUCAAAAGCAGGUUGAUGAUUUGCUAGCAGAAAAAGCAUUCACGUAUAGUUGCAUUUCUGAUGUUAACGGACUGCUAUCUGAUAUCAUUGAGACCCAUGAUCCUAUGAUUUCUAUCACCGUCCGAAAGCAUCUGCUUGAAAAGCUGAGACCGGUGUUCGCAAUGCUGCAUCGUUUGGAGGGUGUUUCGACACGGAUGUCAUUUCCGAAACAAGGGGGAGAAGGGAGCUCAAAAGUUCAUACGGAGGAUGUCAAACCCAAAGUAUCAGUUAAACCUCCUGUCAUCAAAGAUUCACGAACAUGCUCGCAAGAGGCUAAGGAAAAGGAAAGAGCUGAAAAGGAAGCUCAUGCCACUCUUAAGAGUAAAAUGUUGUUAUUUCCAAAGUGGACCCUGAAGCGCAUGCAGAACCAAGCUGUGGAUAUGCCAAGUCAAUAUUGGUUGGAUCCCAUUGCUUCCUUUGAUGUUCAGAACUCACAGGAUUCACAGUUUGACCUUCCCAUCACUCUGAAGGCGUUCACGUUUCAUGCCUUCAUCAAGGUUUCCAGUAUUCCUUUCUCGGAUAGCACCGGUGAUCAAACAUUGUUUAACUUCUACUUGAAACAUAUGAAGCCUCAGUUCGAGACCUGGAGUGCGAGCAAAAUUGUAGUUGUGAAGGUUACUGGGCUGAUCGAGACUGAAAGCUUCCCUAAUGCAAAGUUUAAAGUUGCGAGAGGAUCUGCACGUCAAGCUUGCAAAUUUACUCUCGCAGAUUUGCCAUGCUUGACUAUGAUCAAGUCCUACAUUCCUGAAGUUGGGAUAUUCAGAUUAUGA